AUCCGCCGGCACCUCCCGGGCCCGGCACUCGCCUCCGCCGCCAACUUCGGCCGGGAGUCCGCCCUCGGUGCCGCCGUUCACCGGAGCCCAGCGACGCCGCGGCAACCGAGAGGGCAGCGCCGGUAGCCUCCCCUCGUUCCCCUCUCGCUGCCAGCGGGGGGAUCGGCCCGACGCGGCGGCGGGGCCGCGGCCCCCGGGGCAGGUGCGUCCCCUCGCGGUCUCCGGCCGUCGCGACGCCGCUAGUGGGGCGCGGAGCCCCGUGCCCGCCGCGGACGCCUGCUCACCUGCCGCCGCCGCCCGGGGAUGCAGGGUGCCCCGUCCCGGCGGCCGGCUCUGCGGGAGCUGCCCCAGCGCUGCUGCCCGCAGCCCACCAUGACCGGGCCGAGGCUGGCCCUCGCCGCCGCGCUCCUCUGCAGCUGCACCUCGCCGGUGGCCGACGCCAACUCCUGGUGGUCUUUGGCCAUGAACCCCAUCCAGAGACCUGAGAUGUACAUCAUCGGCGCUCAGCCGGUGUGCAGCCAGCUGCCGGGGCUGUCCCCCGGGCAGCGCAAGCUCUGCCAGCUCUAUCAGGAGCACAUGGUGUUCAUCGGGGAAGGAGCCCGCAGUGCCAUCAAGGAGUGUCAGUAUCAGUUUCGGCAGCGGCGGUGGAACUGCAGCACGGUGGACAACACCUCUGUCUUUGGGCGCGUCAUGAAAAUAGCUGCCUCGAACGACUGUUCUCAUUGCUUGGUGUGCCGGCGCUGCCACGGCACGGGUGGCCGCGGUGCACCUGAGCUGCGGCAGGAGCUAGCUGGGGCGGUGAAAGUGGAGAGACUUCCUUUGAGCCGCAUGCUCCAGAAAAUCAGCCGUGGAGACCAGCACCUUGCGUGGUCGCAGCUGGGUGCGUGCCGGUGCCCUCCAAAGGCUGCGCGGCCCGGGCUCCCUGUCCUGGUGCCGGUGGCGGGUGGCCAGCAGGCACAGGAGGGCAGCAGAGCUCCCGCGGCGCAGCCUCGCCUGACCGCCUUUCUCUUCCCUCAGGCCGUGUACAAGCUGGCGGAUGUGGCCUGCAAGUGCCACGGCGUGUCGGGCUCCUGCAGCCUCAAGACCUGCUGGCUGCAGCUGGCCGACUUCCGCAAGGUGGGCGACCUGCUGAAGGAGAAGUACGACAGCGCCGCCGCCAUGCGCAUCAGCCGCAAGGGCAAGCUGGAGCUGGUCAACAACCGCUUCAACAUGCCCACGCAGGAGGACCUGGUCUACGUCGACCCCAGCCCAGACUACUGCCUGCGCAACGAGACCACCGGCUCCCUGGGCACCCAGGGGCGGCUGUGCAACAAGACCUCGGAGGGCAUGGAUGGGUGCGAGCUGAUGUGCUGCGGCCGGGGCUACGACCAGUUCAAGAGCGUGCAGGUGGAGCGGUGCCACUGCAAGUUCCAUUGGUGCUGCUACGUCAAGUGUAAAAAGUGCACAGAGAUCGUCGACCAGUACGUCUGUAAAUGAGAGAGAGGAGCCUCCAAAGCUACAAAUCUAUAUUAUAUAAAUCUAUAUAAAUAUAUUUUAUAUUUGUAUAAAUAAACAGAUGGUGAUAAUAA
Molecule: messenger RNA, 1568 nt
Organism: Dryobates pubescens (Downy woodpecker)
Lineage: Eukaryota; Metazoa; Chordata; Aves; Piciformes; Picidae
Gene: WNT5B
Product: Wnt family member 5B
Exons: 6
Coding region: 304-1476 (390 amino acids)
Biological process (GO): cell fate commitment; canonical Wnt signaling pathway; multicellular organism development
Cellular component (GO): extracellular region
Molecular function (GO): frizzled binding; cytokine activity
Source: RefSeq, a predicted model, not a curated record